AUGCUCGGCGUGGGAGAGGAGGAAGAGGAGGAGCCUCCAGACGACGACCCAGAGGAAGCGGAGGCCUUGGCGCAGAUGGCCAAGGCCAUGGCAGCGCACCCCGGGGCUGUGCUGGGCCCGGAGGACGAGGAAGGACCCCCCGCCUCCAGUGCCAUGGACAAAAACGCCGCGAGCUCCAAGCCGGCGGAGGGGGACAUCUUCGCCGACGGCGCCACCGAGGAGCCAGACGAGGAGGCGGCCGGCCUGAAGCGAUGGGACGCCACCCAUGCGGCAGGGGCCUUGGCCUCGGAGCUCUUCGAGGGGCUGGGGCCCACCAAGGAGGAGCUGGGCCAAGGCCCUAGCCUACUUGGCGGCCUGAUGAAAGAUGUGGGCGGCCCGGCUACUCUGCCCCCUGAGCUUUUCCGGCGCCGGGAGGUCUUGGACAUUGUGGAUGCGCUUCUGCUGACUUUGGAGCCGGUGCCGGGGCAGGAGCCUGCGCCGCGGCCGAAGGCUGCUCCAGAGGACCCCCAGCGGCGCAAGGAGCAGCGCCAGACGCAGGCGCUCCAGGCGCAGGCCAAGGCGCAGGCGAGCGCCCAGCAGCAGCUGGCGGCGUUGAGGCAGCAGCGGGCCACCAGGUACCAGGAGCAGCAGGACACGGCGCUGGCGCAUCACCUCAGCAGCUCCCACGCUGAGCAGCCCUUCGAUGCCAUCGCCGCUUUGAAUGAGAGCCGCGGGGCGGUGUACUCCUUUGUCACCUGCACCAGUUGCGGCACCUCCUUGCGCUACAACUCGGCCACCCACGCGCAGGCGGUGUUGUGCCCCUGCGGGAACUUGAUCCAGCCCGAGCACCUCACGGGCCAGGUCUUCCGGCGGCGCGCGCCCUCGGACCUGCCCCUGGAGCCCGGGGAGCCGGUAGAUCAACACAGCCGCCCUCGUGCAGUGGGCGGGCCCAACAUCCAGGUCGCCGGCCCGGACGGGUCUCUGACGCAGAUGCCGCUCUACUCCGUGCUUCAGAUGGUGCGGCAGCACGGGGAGCAGCAGCAGGUGGGCGCCGACGGCCAGACCAUCCAGGCGCUGCCAACACGCAAGUUCGACGGCAAAGGAGUUGCCGACAGCGAGCGCUGCGAGAUUUGUCAAGAGGACUUUGAGGAGGGCGAGGAGCUGCGCACCCUGCCCUGCUUCCACCUCUUCCACUCCAAGUGCGUGGACCAGUGGCUGCAGGUGAACAGCAUUUGCCCUAUCUGCCGCCACAAAGUCGGGAGCUGAGCCCCCGGCUGCGAAGAAUUGGGGCAUCCGGAGAGUGAGCAAUUCAGAAUUUUCCGGCGGGUCGGCGGCGGCCCGUGCGAUUCGGCGCAGAAGACAGCACUUCGGGAAAUGGUCUUUGGAGC
Molecule: messenger RNA, 1367 nt
Organism: Effrenium voratum
Lineage: Eukaryota; Dinophyceae; Suessiales; Symbiodiniaceae
Source: the annotation of a GenBank genome assembly